AUGAAGACCACUGUUGACAAGCCCUCGACAAACCGUUUGAACAGGGUAGGGACCAUAAAUGAACAGACCGAUACUAGCGUAUCCCAAGUUACCGGAGUUGAGAAAACGUAUCUUCCAAGUCCGGAGGUAGUGCUUGAUGUUUGCAAUGACGUGGACCUGAAGGGGAAGAAAGUGGAUAACGAUAAUAUUCAGGUUCUGUGGAGCGACUACCGGGACAAUACGACGAUGCAUGGACUGAAGAACAUGAAUCUAAAACAGCGUCAUCGACUGCGCUGCUGCAUAUGGGCUGCAGCACUUAUUGUUAUGGGAAGCUGUUUAAUCUACACAAGUUACAAACAAGUCAAAAACUACCUCAGCUACCCCACCAUCAUCAACACACAGGUGCAAACUAAAACGUCCGUUAAGUUUCCCGCCAUUACAUUUUGUAGUGCGUCGCCACUGAAAAAUGAAACUCUGCCCAAAAUCCCUGAUCUUGAAUAUUUCCUUUUGUACCAAUCUGCACUUGUUGGAAAUGCUGAACCUCGUAAUUUGAGUUACAGCGAAUAUCAUGUUCCGAUAAAUGCAUCAUGGGUAAAUGAUACAGCCAACCAAAUCGAAGAUUUAUUCUUGCUUUGUAAAUUUGAUGGCAAACACAGAAUUUGUAAAAGCGACAUGGAGGCCAUUAUUACUCCAGUAGGUGUAUGCUACACUUUCAACGGUCGACAAUUCGUCAGUAAGAAUGGUGACCGUAUCACUUCGCGAACCGGAAGUACGUCAGGUUUGCUAUUGAUCCUGAUUGUAAAUCAGAAAAGCUAUGUGUAUAAUGACAUCAUGACAGCUGGUAUAAAGGUGAUUAUCCACGACCAGAAUGACGAGCCCGAUGUUAUUGACAAAGGCUUCUUCUUAUCACCUGGCUUCUCGACGUUCGCUUCUAUUCAGAAAAUGGAGUAUCGAUAUUUGCCAAGUCCUUACAAAAUAUAUGGGAACCAGUUUUGUGUGGAUACAAAAUCUCCGGAUUACAGGAACCCACUGCAGUACUAUGACGUAUACAGCAAGACAGCGUGUAUGAGGGAGUGUAAACAAGACCACGUGUUCCAACUUUGUGGAUGUCGAACACCUUAUGAUAAAGGAAAUGAAACAAUAUGUUCCCUGGCAAAAAUGGCAUUUUGCUACAAAUCUGAAAGUAAGCGCUUUGACCAGAACGGAAGCGCCCAGGAACAGUGUAUCUGCCCCACGGAGUGUGAGUACGAUGAGUAUCAGGCGGGGCUGUCCACGGGCUAUUUUCCCGCCAAGAACUAUCAGACUGUCCUUAACGAAAUGGGCAUAACAGACAUAAGGGAAACCUACCUGGAACUGGCGAUUUAUUUUGAGUCCCUUGACGUGUUAAUGGUGGAGCAAAAACCAGAGUACAGCUUUGAAGAUAUCAUUGGUUUGUUGGGAGGACAGAUGGGCUUGUUUCUGGGCGCCAGCCUGCUGACUCUCACUGAACUCAUUGAGGUCAUUCUCUUGUCAUCUCUGGUCGUCGGGAGAAAAUUGUACCAUCGUAUUGUGAAACGUCAGUAA
Messenger RNA from Magallana angulata, 1542 nucleotides. Its product is annotated as acid-sensing ion channel 4-like. Gene Ontology annotation, cellular component: membrane. The transcript is spliced from 8 exons. Gene Ontology annotation, biological process: sodium ion transport. The coding region runs from base 1 to 1542 and encodes 513 amino acids. Gene Ontology annotation, molecular function: sodium channel activity. NCBI's taxonomy places the organism in Eukaryota, Metazoa, Mollusca, Bivalvia, Ostreida, Ostreidae. The record is from RefSeq and is a predicted model, not a curated record.